AUGCCUCAACAUCUUACUCAAGAUUCUAAAUUAUCUUAUGAGGAGUGUGUCAUUAAAGAGAAUGGUGAUCAUGACCUUGAAGAUGUGAAGGUUGAUAUUGCUAUAGUUGAUGGUGGUGUUGUUAAUAACCAUAAUCAUGCAUUUGAAGAUGUGAAGACACUAGGAGUGCCACUAAACUCUUGUGAAGUUACCAAGUGUUCAAAGAGGGCAAGGAAGAUAUCUACUGAUGUGCCAGACAUCUUGAGUGACAUAGUGGAAACGGAGUUCCCAACUCAGAGGAAGGAUGAGCAAGAUGUCAUUGGUAACUAUGAAGAAACUAGAAUACUUAAAUUAGUGACAUAUGAUGAAGAAAAUGUCUUGGACAUAGUGUUCAUCAUACAGAAAAUGGCAGAUAACAAAAAGGAUGUUGGAGAUAUAAUGGAGUCUUCGGUAAAUAAGGCCAAGGAAGAUGGAUUUGUUAGGAAUAACAUCGUCAUAGUUGAACCUUUUGGUGGAACAUUAGGAACUAAGAAGAUUAUGAUCACAAAUUUAAAUCCUGAGAAGAUAAGAAAGAUAGAAGUUAUCGUUGUAGAGCUAAUGGAAUCAAGUGAUUCAAGUGACUCUGAGUCAGAUGAUGACAAUUUGAAUUGGCUUUUGAACUAA
This is a messenger RNA of Vicia faba (fava bean), 642 nucleotides long. Lineage: Eukaryota; Viridiplantae; Streptophyta; Magnoliopsida; Fabales; Fabaceae. The record is from the annotation of a GenBank genome assembly.